AAUUUAUUUUUAUCAGCUUAUUGUGAUAUUAGUGUUAAUUUGAAAUUUUUUAUAAAAAAGUAAACACGCAAAACAGAAACGUCAUUUACGUAAAGUCAUGUCGGACAAGUGUGCGCAGUGGAUCCUGAAAUAAAUCAAUCGGGAUAAAUCAACAAUAUGAAAAUUUAGAAAUCUUUCUUGUAUCGAUCACAAGUUUUGAACAAAGGCAAAGAAAGGGUAAGAAAGUGUAAAAGAACAAUGAAAAUGGCAGAGCGUAAAAGUUGAAGUAGACCCAACAAAGCAUCGGCAAUCUGCCUCGUCCUUUGCGGCCAGUGACAUUUUUCAAGCUAAGAUGACAUAGAAUGGGUUGGGUGGCGCUAGGGCGGCGUGCGGGUGGUAGCAGCCGCUUAUCACCCAUCCUCUCGCUGUCUCUCGCCUCCCUCGUAAGAUCCUUACUAUUUACUACCCUCUGUGUCCUCACCCUAGCUCUAACUUUUGCCACCUUCGUAAAUUCCGAGGACAUCUUUGAGGAAGGAAAAUCGGACAAGGAAAUCCUGGACAAUUUGCUGCUGUCGACACGCUAUGACAAGCGGCUUCUACCGCCGGUCCAAGAUGCGGAUUUCUGCUGUGGAUUGCGAUCGCCUGGCGACACGAGCAGGCCAGUUAACCGAUCAGCGACCUUUACCGACCUUACGCAGAACAACAACCAGAACAAUAACCAUUAUACGCCGCACCAACACCUUCGCACUCACCUUCGCGGAACCUUAACAGUAAACGUGAGCGUAUUGUUAUUAAGUCUGGCUUCACCUGACGAAUCAAGUUUGAAAUACGAAGUUGAAUUUCUUCUACAACAACAAUGGUAUGAUCCACGACUACGUUAUAGCAAUCGAUCGCGAUACGAAUUUUUAAAUGCGAUUCAUCAUCAUAAUGACAUCUGGUUACCAGAUACUUAUUUUAUCAUGCAUGGUGACUUCAAAGAUCCUCUAAUUCCAGUACAUUUUGCAUUACGGAUUUAUCGCAAUGGCACUGUCAACUAUCUUAUGCGACGUCAUCUUAUUCUUUCUUGUCAAGGUAGACUCAACAUUUUUCCGUUUGAUGACCCGCAAUGUUCAUUCGCUAUCGAAAGCAUUUCUUAUGAACAGACAGCAAUAACUUACGUCUGGAAGAAUGACGAGGCAACAUUACGAAAGAGCCCAAGUCUCACGACCCUAAAUGCGUAUCUUAUCCGGAAUCAGACAAUAACGUGCCCGAUAAAAGCUAGUUGGCGUGCUGGCGCACACGUGAUUGUCGACUACGAGGACGAGUUUGACGAAUUCGGAGACUCAAAGUGUUCACUGUGCCAGCGCAGGUUUGAAGAACAAGGUAACUACAGCUGUCUAAAGGUGGAUCUUAUCUUCACGAGGGAUCGUGCUUUUUACUUUACCACAGUCUUUAUUCCGGGAAUUAUUUUGGUGACAAGCUCUUUUAUAACAUUUUGGCUGGAGUGGAAUGCUGUACCCGCAAGAGUCAUGAUUGGCGUGACAACAAUGCUCAACUUUUUCACUACAUCUAAUGGAUUUCGUUCAACACUACCAGUUGUCUCAAACUUGACUGCCAUGAACGUAUGGGAUGGAGUAUGCAUGUGUUUUAUCUAUGCCAGCCUACUCGAGUUCGUGUGCGUCAAUUAUGUGGGCCGGAAACGACCACUUCAUAACGUUGUUUAUCGCCCAGGCGAGAAUCCUGUCACCCAGCGGCUACCAGCGGUGCUCAGCAGGAUAGGGAUAAUAUUGGCCAGCCCCUUGGGUGAAAAGAAACGAGAAGGUGGCAAUACAACAACUGGCAGUAAUGGUCCAAAUGAAAUCAUCGCCUGCACAAACUGUGGUCCUAAUCCCUGUACACAUACAGCAACCAAUGGCUGUGCAGCAGAGUGUUGCUUUGUUCAGGUCAGGAAGAAAGAACCACCGCAUCCAAUUCGGGUGGCAAAAACAAUUGACGUAAUAUCAAGAAUAACCUUUCCAGUUGCUUACUUUAUGUUCCUCACUUUUUUCUUCAUACACUAUAAAGGAGCGACUUCCUAAGGAUCAACUCAUCAUAAUAAGUAUCAACGGGAAGAGAUAAAAUUUGUUUAAUAUAUUGUUGUAAAAAGAAACUCUUAAAAAAUAAUGUUAAGUAUAUUUAAAAAACAUGAUCUGUUGUAUGCCAAGGUGACCAAUACUCUUAUUGGGAUAACAGGAUAAGUGUAGAUCUCUACAGUGAUAAAAUUGUACAUAAAAAUGAAUAAAUUUUUAAUAUGUUUUUAUGAAAUUCUAUUUAUUUUUCCGUGCAAUAUCGAAUUCAAUCAUUUCGUAUAGAGGAAGGGCGGGAAUCGAAUUCAAAUUUGCUGGGUCUUCUUUUUUUGACUUCCAUUUGAAGAAAUUGAAUCAAAUUUGAAGUUGCCAUCGAAAAAAUUCUUUUUUCCAGGCGGGCAAAACAGACCACCCCCGAAAGAAAAGAAAAUUUGGUUUUUCAUUAAAGAUUACUAUAUUCUAUUUUGAUUUUUAGUUUCAAAACUUUACAUUCUUUCAAAUUUCUAUGUCCAGAAAAUUAUCUGUAAAAAGAACGAAUUUCAUUUUAGAAAAUGAUUUUAAAAACUAAAAUUUUCGGAAAACAAUUUCGAAACAUCGGAAAUCGAGCAAAAAUUUUUGGGAUGGUCGAUUUUGCCCACCUGGCCCGUUCUGCCCGGCCUUCCCCUAUACAAAAUUGAGCUUUGAAAAUUAUCAAAUUGGUAUUUAUCAAUUAUAAUUGUAAAAUUAUGUUUUUUACGUUUUUUAUUGAAAACAUAUUGAAAAUUCAUUGAUUUUUUAUCAUUAUAUAUAAUCAAUGAUGUGUAAAUUUACAUUAAGACGAAAAUAAAAAUACGUAUAUAUAUAUGAUACAAAAUGGAUAAUGAGAUUAUAUGAAAGUAAUAAAUACGUAUCUUGAAAAAAACAUCAAUGUGAAGAAAGAGAGAGAUAAUAGAAUUAAAUUGUAUACUUGGUAUAACAAUAAUUCGUACCGAAUGUUUUACCUGUUAUCAGGAAGAAGAAAAUAAAAAAAGGAAAAUCAUUGAAUUAUUUAUUGCUAUUAUGUCAGUUGCGAUCUUAAUAAUAAUAAUAAUAAUAAGAAUAAUAUUAAAAAUAAAUAUUACUGAAUAAUCUAUAAACAUGCUACUGUAAUUUUUACGAUGAAAGAAUAACGAGAUACUCAAUGUUAUUGCUAUUUUGAUUUAUUAUAAUGCGUCUCCCAUAAAAAAGUCAUAUAUGGUCAAGUAUAAUAUAUACUUUGAUAUUUAUUCACUUAUAAUUCAAAAUUGAUCAUUUUUUCUAUUUAUAAAUUUAAAUGUCCAAUAAAAAUUCAAAAUUGUCUUAAAUUUAUAGUUUAGCAAUUUCUGGAUGCACACUUAAUAUAACAUUUUUUGAAUACCUUUGUGUUACGCGGUUUUUCUUUUAUCUAGAAUGAUACAGCAGAUAAUAGAGAUAAUUGUUCGAUUUGUGACGUCAGUCGUGCAAAAAAUACUAUUUUUCAGUUGCAUGGACUACAGCCAUAUUUAUAAUUGGUUAAUUAUGUACUUGAACAUAUAUGAUAAUUUUAUGUGGGAUAGUAUUGAAGCGAAAUAGUAAAUGGUAGAUAUUUUAUAAAUACGUAAAAAAUAAAAAACCAAGCUUACGCCAAGUAUGAGAAAUAUAAAAAAAGUAUUCAGCAAUAUUAAAAACAGACCAAUAUUUUUCUUGUGUAUAAUUGAUGUGAAAACAACACUGACAUUAAAAAUCGAGUGUUGAAUAAUAACUGAUACUUUAAAUUUAUCAAAAAUAUAUCCGUAAUUUUCAUCAUACUUUUUAUCACAUAUAUAAUGCAAUCUCUAUCAUAAGUAAUAAAAAAAAACAAGCAAUUGAUGAAUAAAAAUUUUUUUUCCAAUUGAGGUUAUGAAAAAUGUACACAUGAUUUAUAUAAUUGUAUUCUGUUUUGUUAUAUAAAAUAUAUGAUUUUUUAUUCGAAUUCAAGUAUGAGGUCUAUUAGAGCGAACAAAAGAUCAAAUAUUUCAUGUGGGUAAUAUUUGAAAAUAAUUAAAUUUUUUGUGUGAAAUUUGUAAUAUUCAUGUUGGUUAUGAAGAAAAAAAUAUAUUAAUUUUUCU
Messenger RNA from Microplitis demolitor, 4108 nucleotides. RefSeq names its product glutamate-gated chloride channel (gene pHCl-1). Gene Ontology annotation, cellular component: membrane; synapse; neuron projection. The record is from RefSeq and is a predicted model, not a curated record. The coding region runs from base 342 to 2036 and encodes 564 amino acids. The transcript has 15 exons. NCBI's taxonomy places the organism in Eukaryota, Metazoa, Arthropoda, Insecta, Hymenoptera, Braconidae. Gene Ontology annotation, biological process: signal transduction; chloride transmembrane transport; regulation of membrane potential. Gene Ontology annotation, molecular function: chloride channel activity; transmembrane signaling receptor activity; neurotransmitter receptor activity.